AAUGCAGGCCUUGCUGCCAGACGUGAUGCAGCUGCUGCGGGCUGCCAAUGCAGAGCUCCGGGUGAAAGCGCUGCUGCUCUUGCACAAGGUAAUGGGUCAACUGAAGAAGAAGGAGGCUGGCCCCAUCGCCGUGCAGCUGGCCGAGCAGCUCCUGCCCUUCUUUGUCGAGGGGCUGAGCCGGCUGAGAGAGCUCUCCAUCAGCGUCUUCAGAGACCUGAUGAAGAUUGUGACAGGCAAGCACAAGAGCCAGAUGAAGAAGAAAGUGCGAAGGGGCUUAGUCCCACUCCUCUUCAGUAUGAGCGACCAAAGCCAGAGUGUGGCCCAGGCCUCUGGAGAUGCCCUGGUCACGGCAGCAGAGCUCCUCAGGUGGAAAGGGCUCAGACGCCUGGUGCAGAGUGAGGAGACAGAGAGGAUUGGAGAGUUCUUGCUGGUGAAGGACAAACGUGGGACUGAAGGGUACCUGAACCAGAGCCUGCCGUACCUGCAGGAUCCUCAGGCCCCGUUGCGAGAGGCGGCCGUCAGGUUCAUCGGGCUCGCCGGACUGAGGGGCCAAAGCCAGGAGAAGAUGUCUGAGGUCCACAGUGCUCUUCGUCGCGUGUCUCUUGAAGACAACGAACCCGCCAUCCGGUCCCUGGCGCUUCAGACCAGCUUCAGCCUGAGCUCUGCGAGGGAGCAGUUGAGAUCAAGAUGGAGGCUGGGAGUGCUGAAGUACUUCCAAUGAGCUGGGCAGAGCUGCAGCUUGCCUCAGGGAACCUCUGUCCUUU
Molecule: messenger RNA, 764 nt
Organism: Colius striatus (speckled mousebird)
Lineage: Eukaryota; Metazoa; Chordata; Aves; Coliiformes; Coliidae
Product: maestro heat-like repeat family member 5
Exons: 6
Coding region: 2-721 (239 amino acids)
Cellular component (GO): cytoplasm
Source: RefSeq, a predicted model, not a curated record